CGCGGGAUCCGGACUCAAGGACCCAAGCCCGCGCGGAGCUGGGACAGGGGGCGCGCUCGCCCGCCGGGCGCCCUCCUGCCCGCGAUGGGCUGCUCCAGCAGCGCCCUCAACAAGGCCGGCGACGGCAGCAGGCCCCGCAGCGUAACUUCAAAUACGUAUUUUUCAACCACAGAAGAAAGUGAGUCCUGCUUUGUCCAACCAAAACCACGUACACUGGGAAGAGAAUCUACGUUAUAUGGCAAGGUACAAAAGGAAAGCCUUCCUCGACUAGAAAAGCCCAAGAUUUCAGCCGUGUCUACAGCUAAUGGUGUUAAAUCCCUCCAUGAACAGCCCCUGGCAAAGGAUGCUGCAGACCCACCAGGAUCCACAGAGGAAACUCAGCCUCUUAAGGGACUGAAGGAGUCUGGGCCACCUCAGCCAGGUGGCAAAGAUGAUACUCCAGGAGCAGGAGAAAAGAAGGACGUGGAAGCUGUGACAGAGGCUCAGCCUUUUAAAGGAAACGCUGAGACCGAAGCUUUAGGAGCAGAAGCCGAGAGUCAACCUUUGAGGACAGCGGGAGAGAGGGACUCUCCUGGAGCAGUGGAAGGUACUGAGAAUCCACAAGCUGCCGGAGAGAUGACAGCUCGAGGAACAGCUGAGAAAAUUCCACCUCUGGAAGCAGCUAGAGAGCCACAAUCUCAAGAAGCUCUGGGGACGGAUGAACAGUCCCAACUCCCAGAAACAGUUCCCAAGGAGAUGGAAUCUCCAGAAAUAUUGGAAGGAAGUCAGCUUGUGGAAACAGCUGAAAAGCAGCAACUUCAAGAAACAUUGGGAGAAGAUGAGCAGUCCCAACUUCUAGAGAUGAUUCCCAGAGAGAAUGGAACACCAGAAGUAUCAGACAGAAGUCAGCUUAUGGAAACAGCUGUCAAGGAUGAUUCGCUCCAUAAAACUCCUGAAGGUCCAGGAGACAUGGAGCAGAUCCAACCUGAAAGAAUAGUUGGAAACAUGGAACAUCCAGCAGGAAUUCUAGAGACAGGGGCAAAUGUGGAAACGGUCAGGAAAAUUCAUGCUAACGAAGAGGACCAACACGAUGAAGGUGAAACAGGAGAAGAGGUUGAAACAGAGAUGGAGAAUGAGAAAGUAAGUGAAGGGGCUGAAACAAAAGAAGAAGAAACAGGAGAAGCUGUGGGUCUUUCAGCAGCCACGUAGAUAGGU
Balaenoptera ricei (Rice's whale) is the source of this 1194-nucleotide messenger RNA. It is a transcript of the gene ERICH5, whose product is annotated as glutamate rich 5. The transcript is spliced from 3 exons. Lineage: Eukaryota; Metazoa; Chordata; Mammalia; Artiodactyla; Balaenopteridae. The record is from RefSeq and is a predicted model, not a curated record. Bases 85 to 1188 code for a protein of 367 amino acids.